This is a messenger RNA of Wyeomyia smithii (pitcher-plant mosquito), 1854 nucleotides long. RefSeq lists its product as uncharacterized. Gene Ontology annotation, molecular function: nucleic acid binding. The transcript has a single exon. NCBI's taxonomy places the organism in Eukaryota, Metazoa, Arthropoda, Insecta, Diptera, Culicidae. Bases 1 to 1854 code for a protein of 617 amino acids. Gene Ontology annotation, biological process: DNA integration. The record is from RefSeq and is a predicted model, not a curated record.
AUGGCCCAACAUAAAAUAUCUUUCGAGAAAAUCAAAACGCUCAUAGGAUCAGCAGGUAGUCUGGGUUUUUACGAUCGAAAUGAUCGAACGCUGGUGGUUACAGAUGCUUCUGGAGUAGGAUUGGGUGCGGUAUUGAUCCAGUUCAAGAAUUCCCUUCCACGGAUUAUAAGCUUCGCCUCGAAAAGUUUGUCUGAGGUUGAAAAGACUUAUCCGCCAAUUGAAAAGGAAGCGCUUGGUGUUGUUUGGGCAGUCGAAAGAUUCAAAAACUAUUUACUGGGCAUCACAUUCGAACUUGAGACAGAUCAUCGUCCGCUAGAAACACUGUUCACAACAACAUCUAGACCAACUGCGCGAAUUGAGCGUUGGUUACUGCGUAUCCAGGCCUUUCGAUUCAAAGUGGUUUAUCGAAAAGGUUCGGCUAAUCUAGCAGAUUGUUUAUCCAGACUAGCAGCACAUGUAGAAGAUCUACACUGGACGGAAGAAACAGAUGUAUUCAUUAGACGAGUAAUGGUACAAUCUCUGUCGUUUCUUUCGGACGUGGUUAAUGAGCUGAGUUUUGAUUCGGAAACAGAAGAAAUCAUAAGGGCUGUUCAACAAGCGGUUGCUAUUGAUAUUGAAGAAGUAGCAGCGGCUACCGUAUCAGAUCAGGAGCUACAGAAAGUGAUCAAGGCUAUCGAGACUGACAAAUGGGACCAAGAAGAUCUGAAGCAAUACAGACCGUUCCGGCUGGAGCUCUCUAACAUCAACAACUUGGUUAUGCGUGGCACGGAACUGGUUAUUCCGAUCUCUUUGCGUUCCAGGAUGUGUGAGCUGGCCCACGAGGGGCAUCCUGGCCAAUCAAUGAUGAAAAGGAGGCUUCGUGAGCGAUGCUGGUGGCCAGGAAUCGAUCAGACAGCUGUGAAAAUCUGUGAAAGGUGUGAAGGAUGUCAGUUGGUGCAAUCUUCAAAUCCUCCAGAGCCUAUGACUCGCCGUGCACUUCCUGAAAAGCCCUGGGUUGACAUAGCUAUGGAUUUCCUGGGUCCCAUGCCAUCGAGGGAGUAUCUUUUAGUAGUUAUCGAUUACUACAGUAGAUACAUUGAAAUUGAAAUUAUGACUCGAAUCACCGCCCAAGACACCAUCAAACGUCUGAAACGUAUCUUCAGAACAUGGGGUCCACCAAGGACAAUUACGCUUGAUAACGCUAAACAAUUUAUAUCCACAGAAUUCAAAGAGUAUUGUUCGACUUAUCGUAUUCACCUCAACCACACUUCGCCAUAUUGGCCGCAAGCAAACGGCGAAGUAGAGAGACAAAAUCGAUCCCUCCUUAAAAGGAUGAAAAUCACUCACGCUAUUCAUGACGAUUGGAAGGCUGAACUUGAUAAUUUCCUGGAUUUGUACAAUAACACCCCACACACAAUAACGGGAAAGGCACCAAGCGAACUGCUCCAAGGGAGGAAACUUCGAUCGAAAAUACCACAAAUUAAAGACCUUGAGACCGUUCCGCCAAGCACUGAUUUCAGGGACCAAGAUACUACCAAAAAGUUGAUGCAGAAGGAGAGAGAGGACGCUAGACGGCGCUCGAAACUAAGUAAUAUCUCCACCGGUGAUAUCGUACUUAUGAAGAACCUCCUUCCUUCGAACAAGUUAUCCACUAAUUUCUCGAACGAGAAGUUUACCGUAGUGGAUAAAAAUGGGUCCAACGUUACGAUUCAAUCGAAUGAAUCAGGAAAGCAGUAUGUUCGAAAUGUCUCACAUCUGAAAAAAUGGAACAUGUCAUCUGACACUGAAACAGAGCAAUCGACGCGUGAAAUAGACGACGCUGUCUCAGAAGGACAAAAGUCGUCUGAAACGGAUCCUUCAGGAACCUCAUCGUAA